AUGACCGACUCCAAGAUCCCGAGCGACCCCCCGCCCGAGUACUCGCCGGCCGAGCACGCGGCGGCCGGCACUGGCCCGCGACCCGGGGGCCCCGUCCGGCGCCCAGUCCAGCCGCUCGACAUCCCCAUCAUCCGGCACCUCAACGCCAAGAGGGUCGUCCUCGCCUCGGCGUCGCCACGGCGCAAGGCGCUGCUGCAGCAGGUAUGCAACGGCGGACUGAUGGGCCUGACCAACCUCGAAAUCAACCCGUCCGACAAGCCCGAGGACCUCGACAAGUCGGCCUACGGGCCGUGGGAGUACGUCGCCGAGACGGCGCGGCGCAAGUGCCUCGACGUCUACACCAAGUGCCUCGAGACGCAGCUGGCGUCCAUCCCCGACCCGGAGCUCGUCAUCGCGGCCGACACCAUCAUCGUGACGCGCGACGGGCGGAUCCUCGAGAAGCCGCGGAGCGAGGCGGAGCACGUCAAGAUGCUCAAGUACAUGCGCGACACGGAGAUGCACCGGGUGCUGACGGCGGUGACGGUGCUGGCGCCGCGCGAGGACGCGCGGCACCCGGGGUACAGCAUCACGAGCCACACCGAGGAGACCAAGGUGUAUUUCUGGGGGGAGGAGAACGGGCUGCCCGACGACGUCAUCGAGGCGUACGUCAGGACGCGCGAGGGCGUGGACAAGGCCGGGGGCUACGCCGUGCAGGGCAUCGCCGGCAUGCUGCUGGUCGAGAAGAUUGACGGGAGCGUCGACAACGUCGUCGGCCUGCCGGUGAGGAGAUGUCUGUCCAUGGCCGAGAAGGUCAUUUUCCGGCAGGACGAGGAGGGCGACGAGGAGCAAUCGGGCGAGGAGGAUCUACUAUGA
Molecule: messenger RNA, 852 nt
Organism: Purpureocillium lilacinum
Lineage: Eukaryota; Fungi; Ascomycota; Sordariomycetes; Hypocreales; Ophiocordycipitaceae
Source: RefSeq, a predicted model, not a curated record